AGACACGUUCAGGGGACACCUUAGACUUAUAUUACAUCCUGUGAAAAAGGGUUCUAGGGCACCUUUAAUGCAUUAACGAAUGUGAACUAAUGGAACUUUAUUGUAAAGUGUUACCAAUUUUUCAUCAGUUACAUGAUGAUUGUAUUGAAUUGUAGACUUGGAUAAAUAAACUUGAAUGUCUAAUAGUUGAAAACUGUUAAUGUGGGCAUUAUUUAGCAGUGCUGAGAUCAGCACAGACUGGUGUAGAUGUGUGUGUUUAGUGUGAGUAAAGAUCUCGAUUGCGUCACUGCAGAUGUUUUUAAGAGGAUGGAGAGACAAAAAGAGAGAAGUAAAUACUUUAUCGUUCCUGUAGCUACUACUUCACACAGUUUUUAUCUUUUAUAAAAGUGUUAAGUCAGAGCCUUCUCAGCAUGUGGAGCUUUCUAGGUGUCCUGUCCUGCAUAUUUACAGUGGUGUCUUUGAAUCCUGUAACUGCUCCAGUGGGAGGGAACGCCACAUUUCGGUGUUCUCAUUUUCUGGCCAGAGGAAACAUCAAAUAUUUCUGCAGAAACUCUUGUGAGGAUGAGUUUAUUCUCAUUCGAUCUAAUAAAAAACAAAACACGACUCGCACAGACAGAUUCACUCUACAUGAUGAAGGAUCAGACUUCACUGUGACCAUCACACGCCUGCAGCUUUCAGACUCUGGCACUUACCUCUGUGCAGUGGACAGAUUUCUUUUUGACACUUACAAAUAUGCAACUCUUCAUGUAUUUGAGGUCUCUGUAUCAACACCGGUUCCAGCAAGUGCAUCCAGUCCACAUGCAAGAACAACUACUAGAGACAACACAACUAGAGACACAACUAGAGACACAACAGGUCCUUUGUUAUAUGUCGGAGUUGGUCUUGGUAUUCUCGCGCUGAUUUUUACAGUCGUCGUCUUCAUAUUUAUCCAGCUGAAGUAUAAGCAGAAGCGAUGCUCCUCCAGUGUGACAUCAUCUAGACAUCAGCCCGACUCUCUGAAUCACUCCACACUGAACAUCACUGCACAAUCAGACAGUCUCAACUACUCCUCUGUGCUGUUUAUCAGAAAACACAACUGCACUGUGAAGAACAGCGACACGUUUGAAAUGAACCUGAAUGAAACACUUUAUUCAUCUGUUCAAACUCGACUCCAAUCAAACAUCACUGAUCCAAACUCAGUAAUCUAUUCCAGAGUUAGUAAAGGACUGUAGAUUAGCUCAAUCUGACAAGUGCGCUUUUAAUUUAGAUUUUAAAUCAUUUCUGUUGUCUGCAUGAAUGGUUUUAUACAGUACAAUCAACUACAUGUCAGUAUGGCAGUUUCCCCCAUCAGUUAGGGGCAUUUAAAUGUGUGAUUAGCCAUUUUUGGAUGUUAAAAUAUAUUCUUGUUUCCCAAUUAAAGUGCAGAAACUAUAAGCCAAACAUCUCAAUUUCGAGAUUUGUGAAUAAACUUAAGUGUACAACACACCUGAAAAGUAAAUAUUAAAUUUACUGUAAGCAUCUCAGUGUUUACGUAAGAGAUAACUUAGUGCUUAAAAUGGUUCACCAAUGCUUUUUGGAUGAAAUUAUGGGGUAUAAAGUAUAUACAAAGUAUAUAAAUUAUAUGUACUAUAGCUUUUUUUUUUUUUUUUUAUAAAUAUAACUUCACUGUAUUCAUUAUACAGUGAUUACACAGCUUGAUUAUACUUGAGAAGAGUUUUAAAGUCAGUUUAAGUACUUUAAUAAGGUUAAUUGUAUCGUUCAAUAAGAGUAUGAAAAAGUUUCUUUGAUAUUAUGAAAUAUUUCAUACUUCUGAGUAACUGAAUUAAUUUCAGGUUGUUCGUUCAGUGCCUCAAUUGUUGCUUGAUCAAACAAUUAAAAUCAUACAAUUAUAAAUUGCAGUAAUUUAAAAUUGUCAUUGCGUAACAAAAUUUCAAAUCAAGUGGUAUUUUUUUUCAAGAAACUUGCAACUGAUUAAAAGAUUUUGAGUGAAAUUAGUGAAGAGAAAAGAUCCUGCAGAGUUUGAUAUUAUAUUAACAUUUUCAGUGUGAGUGAAGUGUCUAAAUACUUUCUGAGAACACAUAAAAAUAACACUGAAACAUUGUUCUGAGCUAAAGCUGUGGUUAUAUUGUUUUAACAUGCUGAAAAAUUUGUUGAGAUAUUUUAGGACAUGGGAAUGGAUGUGGAGAUUAAGAGGAAGGAGAAGUUAAGCGUUGCACCAUACUGUGUGUCAGCAUGUUAGAAAGAGACAUUUGUCAGUGUUUAAGGAUUUUAUUUAGUCAAAAACUGCCGUAAAUCUUCACCAUGUGGAACCGUAUUCUUCUUCUCUGGUCCUGCAUUCAUAUCACUGUUGUUGUAGGAACUCCAGGUCCAGUUACAGGACACAGAGGAGAGAGAUUUGAGAUCAGAUGCUCAUAUAAAUCUGGAUAUGAAUCAAAUUCGAAGUAUUUUUGCAAAGGCAAGUGUACGAUUGGAAUUAAAAACAUCAUGAUUAAAUCAGGAUCUCCAGCUAAAGACAAGAGAUUUUCUCUGACUGACGACAAGACGAACAAAGUUUUCACCGUCACCAUCACUGAUCUGAGAACAGCAGAUGAAGGCCAAUACUGGUGUGCUGUGAAGAGGGCUUUUGCUCCUGAUGUCUAUUCAAAGAUUUUGUUGCUGGUAAAAGAGGAUAAGAAGACGACUGAGGUUUCGACUAUCAGCCCAUUUUUUUCUACAAGCACAUCAGCUCCAUUGACUCCUCAAACCCCUUUACCCCAAACUUCUUCUCCUGACACAGGUUCAUUUGGUAUCAUCAUCGCAGGGGUUUUGGUUUUUCUCCUGAUAGGUGCUGUAUUGCUUAUUGUGGCCAUACGAAAGAAAAAGCAGACUCAUGGUCCGGUCUCCUCCUCCACUGAAGGGCUUCAUCUGACAUUAGGAAAUGGAGAAGAGAAUGAAUAUGAUGAAGGGAACCCGACUGUCCUGCCGAACUCAUGCACAGCUCAAAGUGAUAAUAUUUCUGCAGAAAAUGAGUUUCACAGACCUGUGAACACAGAACCAGCCAACUCAGUGACAAACAGUCAGAAUCUGGAUCAGAUCUACACAGAACUCAACGCCAGUAGACAGAGUGACAUUUAUCAGUGUCUUACAGCUGAUUCUGCUCAAGAGUUGAUCUAUCACAACACUGAUUGAACAACUGACUGAACACUAACACCUUAUCAGUCAGACUACACCAUAUUUUUGUCUGUUGUGACCCACUCUUGACUCAUAAAUUCUUGUCAUGUAGUGGAAAAGAAAUAUGUCAGACUCUGCGUUGCUUCCCAACCAACCAUUGCUUGUCUUUAUAUGUGUGUGAUGUCAUUGAGAAAGCGAAACUAGCGACUGACUUCCAGAAAUGAGCGUAAACAAACCAUGGCUACUGAAGCGGUGUGUAUUAGCUUAAUGCUAAUUCCAGUUGCUGAAGUGUCUUUGAUAUCAUUCGCCAGCAUUUAUCAUCUUUAUUUUUUUGUUUUUGUUGGAAGUCUCUUGAAGAAACAUCAUAAAGGCAGGAGUAUUGUUUCUCAAACAUUUCCCCCAUUGCAUAAUUCCACCUAGCAGCACCAACUGUCUCUCUUUCAUUUCACCAUGUUUGAAAGCCGUGUACAGAAGAGCUUCUGUGCUGCUCUUGGUCAACAUCCCAGGUGUGAGAGAACCUGUUGUAGAGGACUGAAAAUUUAAACAUGCUAGUCUUUCUGUCGGGACGCUGUGAAGUGACGCAGACGCGGCAUUGGUUGUCGUCCACCGUGACACACUAUACAACAUAAAAUGAUUGAUUCUUGUGUCCCGACACUUAUGAAACACCCACAACACUCUACAUCAAAUAGAUCAUGCUAAAAUCAGGCUGAUAUUGUGUAAUUUGAAUCCAGCAUUAUUUUGUUGCAUAUGAAUGUAGUACUAUAUAAUUUGCAAAAUAGUACAGUUUAAGAAAUAUAUGAAUGUAAAUGUUUUUUUGUUUUGUUUUUUCUCUCUCUUUCCUAAACUCAGUAAUUAUAUUGUAAUAUCAGGACAAUGACAUCAUGAUGCUACUAAUUGGCUGUAGUCUCAAACCUCCACUAAUGGCUUUCCUGAACUGUGACAUUAAAGACAGCACACACCUGUAAUAUCAUGACAUUUCUUCAAUUUAAAUGUUUCAACUACAAAAAUACAUGCACUUCAUUUGUUAUUUCAGUCAUUAUAAAGUCUUCAGCAGGUUAAAGUUAGACUCUGCAUCACUUUGCCAUCAUAUUUUGUUGCUGUAACCUCACUGAUUUAAUAAAGAUGUACGGAAGUGUAA
Molecule: messenger RNA, 4267 nt
Organism: Megalobrama amblycephala (Wuchang bream)
Lineage: Eukaryota; Metazoa; Chordata; Actinopteri; Cypriniformes; Xenocyprididae
Product: CMRF35-like molecule 5
Exons: 9
Coding region: 2281-3147 (288 amino acids)
Source: RefSeq, a predicted model, not a curated record